GAUGUGACACGGGAGCACGCGAGAACGCUACCUGGAGCUUUCCACGAUGGUGAUAGCUUCUCUCAACUGCCAUAGCUCUGUGGAUUAAUAUUGCUGAAGGUAUCCUGACAUCAUUGCAGAUAGUCAAUAAUGAUAUCCUCUUACUGUCCCAGAAAACCGAAGCCAUGACUUUGCCAACUGACCACACCGCCUAUACGUCAGUCGUGGAUCAGGCUUCUACGGUUUGCUCUGAAGUUUUGAAUCGGGGUCAAAGUGAAGAUUUCAGAUACCAUCAUGGAUUACAAUUCGUUUAAACAUGAUCAGAAGUAUUCUGAUAACUGGUGAAAAGUCCCUUGACGGACAAACAGAAAGAGAUUGAAUGUACGUUGAACCCAGUUAAGUCAACAGUCCUUUGAAUAGGCUGAAUGACCGCGGCGCACAGUUGUUUCCAAGAUGUCGACCUACUUACACAGGGUCUUGUUCCUCGUGCUGGGUCUGUCGUCAACUGUACAGGGUACUGAUGGCAUCAAAGCAUUCUUGAGGUUUUCUCCACAAAGCCUCAAGGACAGCCGCGGCUGUCACCUCCCCGUGACUCUCUCCUUCAGUAUCAGAGCAGGACCCUACAACUGCAGUAUCAACGUGACCACCAACACUCAUGUGGACGUCAACGUCCCGGUGUAUACCCCGAGAGGGGGCGAGGGGGAGGGGUACAUCUCACAGAGCACUCUGCAGAUUCAGACCAAGUUCUAUCACAACUAUACAUCAAUGACAACCAUGAAAGUUACCUGUCAUCGUUUAAAGAAUGGAGUGCAGCUGGUGGUGUCAGGAUCCUUCAUGACCAAGGAUGGGGAUGUAUACAGCCUGGAGCGUGAAAGUCGAAGUCUGUCAGAAACAGUCCAAUAUAAUGACGUGUACAGACUUGCUCAAGAUGAUGUAUCGUACCUCAACCCACACCACGACUACAACAUUCCACCGUCCAGUUCUGAUGAGGAGGUCGAUGUCAGUGGUAAUCACAAUAGCUACAGACAUCGUCGCCAGGCUGACGACAUCUUUAUCGAUGUACUCGUCUUCAUAGAACACUCCCUCUACAGCAGGUGGUACAACAGAAGUACGCAGUCUAGCGAAACACUACGUCGAGAGGAGGCGCUACAACAAAUACGUCAAUACUACGGAUAUAUUGUGAAUGGGAUUGACGUGCGAUAUAAAAGUUACUCCCCGCGAAUGAAUAUUCGCUUGGUUGGUUAUAUGAUAGAGAUGUCCGGCGAGGGGGAGUGGAUCCGCCGUGUCCGCCUGAACGAGACCCAGGAAUACCAGGACCUCUACCGCGUGAAUGGCGACAGGCUACAGGACGGAGCUCUCCAGUUGAAGCAGAACAUCACACACCUCCCAGCCCACGACCAUCUCAUGAUCUUUACAGCGUAUGAUCUCUACUUCCAAAUUGACGAUACAAGAGGGGACCUGUUAGGUAUCGCCUUCUACGCCACCGUGUGUAAGCUGCCACCCUUCAGUAUCUCCGUGAUAGAAGACAAGGAGGUCUUGAUGUCAGUCAUCUUCACAGCAACACAUGAGUUGGCUCACGGAUUAGGAGUAGACCACGAUGGUGGCAGCAACAACUGCUCUUCUGCCGAUAGAUACAUUAUGUCUGAUGGGGUCGGCUACCAACGCACUGAAUACAACACGUACAAUCCCUACACCUUCUCCCCAUGCUCAACCCUGAAGUUAACACAAUACAUCAGCACCCAGCUGGACAUGGGCGAUGAGUCAAGGCGUUGUCUGAUCCAGUGGAUCCCGGCAAGUGACGUGCCUGAUGUCACCAGUUCUCUCCCAGGACAGGUGUACAGCGCCGCCCAGCAGUGCCAGAUAGCACACGGGGAUCAGUCGGCCCUCUGUGUGGGGGCAUAUAACGGCGACUUGAGCGCAUUGUGUUCCAUGAUGCUGUGCCAGGACCGAGAAGAUCGGUGUGUGGAUACAUUUGCUGCAGAGGGCACAGAGUGUGGCGCCAGCAUGUGGUGCUUGAGUGGCCGCUGCGUGAAUGCAACAAUGGACUGUGGUACAUGUCUGUCGACCUCUUCAACAGUGCCUCCUGCCACACGUUCGUCUUCAUCUGUAGGCACUCCAACUUGCAUGCCUUCAACACCCAUAUCCACGUCCCCAUCUCUGUCCCCACCCACGCCUACGCCCAUGUCCAUGUCGACAUCAAAGUCCACGUCCCCGCCCACGCCCACGCCCACGCCCACGCCUACACCCACGCCAACGUCCACACCCACGUCCACAUCUACAUCAAAAUCCACGUCAACCUCCACGUCCACGUCCACGUCCACACACCUACAUCUACCCACGUCAUCAUCGUUAUCACCAGUUUCGUCAUCAUCAACAUCCCCUUCAGCCUCAUCAACGUUAGACAUGUCAAGCUGGCUCAGUUCAACUGGAGAUGCGACAACGUCCACAUCUUCGCCCGCAUAUACUUCCGUUAUAACCAGAAAGACAUCCACGACGGUGAGCACAAGAACAAUGGUGACUGGCAAAAAAACAACAGAUGUCAAGAUUUUCCCCGACACCACUGUGGCCAAGGAACAAGGCAGUGUAUCUGCAGUCGUUCUAGGUGCUUCAAUUGGAGGCGUGGGUGUUGCAGUUACGAUCACCGCCAUCGUCGUUGUCAUCAUCUGUAGACGCAUUCGGCUUAGUGAAGGCAAAGACAAUGCACGCCAUGCCGUCGAGAUGACUUGAUGACGUGCGUCCGAGAAUGUCGUGCCUCGAGGAGUGGUCCACUAUAGAUGUGUGAUCAGCAUUGGGCACAGUGUUCCUCAGUUGAUAAUGAACACUUGAUGAAUGAUGAUGGUACUCUAUAUUAAUUGCAUCAUGAAAAAUGAACAUGAUACUAUAUUGUGUUCAUGGUUUGAUUAUGAAAAAAAUAUUUGUAAUAAUGCUAUUUCAUAAUAAUGGAUGAUGAACUUUGGAUGCGUGAACACGGUUAUGUUGUUUUACGCUCUUAUAAACUUGAGAUGAAUUACUCCGUUAUUUGUUACCGGAUUCUAUGGUUUAAUAAGCAUUAAAUCAUAAACUUGAA
Molecule: messenger RNA, 3046 nt
Organism: Haliotis rufescens (red abalone)
Lineage: Eukaryota; Metazoa; Mollusca; Gastropoda; Lepetellida; Haliotidae
Product: A disintegrin and metalloproteinase with thrombospondin motifs adt-1-like
Exons: 17
Coding region: 433-2706 (757 amino acids)
Biological process (GO): proteolysis
Molecular function (GO): metalloendopeptidase activity
Source: RefSeq, a predicted model, not a curated record